UCCCCUCCUACUAAUCACUGGAGUUAUUUUAAAACUUCUAGCUCGGAUAACCCUCUGGAAACAACACACUGAAGGGGGUGGAGGAAAUAAAGAAGAAAAAAAUCCACAGGAAUAAACAUUACAGGAAGUAAGAUUAGGAAAGACAGAAAAUAGAGAGGGGAGUGAACUGGAGGAGCAUUGUAUUAAGGUCAAAUCGAUUUAGCAAGAUGAAUCAGUGCAAUGCACUGGCUGUGCAGUGCAAAGAGACACUAAGCUAUGUGAUCUCUGCUUGCUCUCUCCCCCACCCUUUCAUUGCUGCUGUUCUCCCCCAGUGAUGUCUCUCCCAGUACUGCUUCCUGGCUCCUGCUGCCCCAUGGCUGGGUUAUCCUCCUCCAUGGGCAAUGCAGCCUCUACCUCCUCUCCAGGGACAGAUUCAGCUCAUCAUAGGCCAAGGAGGAGUCGCGGGGCGCUACUGCCCCCUCGAUUUACAGCCUCUCUAGGACUGUGCCCCGCUCCUCCUCCUCCUUCAUCUAGGCGCCGGGCGGGUUCCGGACUCAUAUUGCCGGGGAGACCCUUACUAUCUCUGGGAUUGUUGCAGCUCAUAUUAGGCUGUUGUACAGUAGCGCUGAGCUUCGGAGCUUUGUCACUCAGCAAGUCCCCACAGAUCAGGAGCUCCUGCCCAUUCUGGGCUGGGUCAUCGGUUAUUCUGUCAGGUUUAAUAGGGCUAACAACAUGGAAGAAGCCAAUGAUCCUUCUAGUAAACUUAUUUGUUAUGUUAUCGGUUGUCUGUGUCCUCCUAAAUCUAGCUGGAUUUAUCUUAGGAUGCCAGGGAGCUCAGUUUGUAUCCAGUGUCCCCAGUUGUCACCUGGUUGAAAUGGUUGAAGGUAAAAUCUGCCUGUGCUGUGAAGAAUCUCUCGCUAACAAGUGCCUGGAAAAAGAAAAUGUUCUGAAGCUGUUUCCAGUUCAGUCCUGCAAUGCAGUUCACCUCUUACUCAAGAAAGUCUUCUUUGCACUUUGUGCCCUGAAUGCUCUGACCACUACAGUGUGUUUGGUUGCGGCCGCUCUGCGUUACCUACAGCUAUUAACAACGAGAACAGUCUGCACAGAUGAAUCUCAAAUAUCAGCAGAGGAAGGGGAAGAACGUGUUCCAGAUCCAGAUGACUUCAUUCCACCUGCGCCGCCUCCAUCAUACUUUUCAACAUUUUACUCCUGCACACCUAGAAUGAAUCAAAGGGUGCUUGGCAAUGAAAUGAUUCCUCUUCCACAUAUCUAUGGAUCCAGGUUUAAAGGGAUUGAAGUGUUUUGUCCAAUGGAACCACCUCCACCAUAUGAAGCUGUCAUACGCCAAAGUAAUUCAUCGGAGGAAUCUACGCUGCAAAUCACAGACUUAGUAGAUGGUGCUCCGACAACAGAAAUCCGAGGAUCUGAAAACAAUGCAGAAUUAAUAAUUUCCUAUAAUUCUGAGGCUGUCCCGGGACCCAGUAUACAGCCAGUUACAGCUGUAGCACAAGAGCUCACUAAUAAGCCUGCAAGGAAGAGAUCCCACAGUGAUCCAGUUAUCCAUGAGCUUCCUGCAAGAGGAGGAGUUCCAAGCUGUGAAGCUGCUACUCAGACUGAAUUAAGGCCGCCAAUAGCUGCGGUCACCCUGAGACGGGCUUUAAGAGCGAGAGCUGUCAGAUCAAGACCUCGCUCUCUAGUUGAUUACAAGUCCUAUAUUGACACCAAACUGUUGGUGGCCAGAUUUCUUGAGGAACCAUCCUGCAGCAUGGCACCUGAUAUUCAGCAGCUGGUAGAAAGCAUCAAAACUGUCUUGAAGUCAGAUGAAGAGCAUAUGGAUGAAGCCAUUCUGAGUGCCAACUUCCUUGAUCAGGUAAUGGCUCCGGGCCAGCAAACUUCAGCUACAGCCCACAGACUACCAUGUAGAAGAUACCCCGGUUUUCUCCAUUUAGAGAGCUGUGGGGAUUUGAGUACUUUUUGUGCAGCUGAGAACCAGAGCUCGGUGAGACGGAAUCGGAGAACACUCAGUGAAAGGCCUCACAGCCUUAUUGGAGUUGUGCGAGAAACAGUAUUAUAAGCUGAACUGUUGUAAGAGGCAGUUACUGAAGGACAGUGAAGGUGAUGUGAAUUCUUAGGAAUAAGACAAUCAGUUCUCUGUAAUUUUGCCAUUUGCUUAUUUCUUCUAAAAACAAAACCUACAAUUUGUUACAGUUUAUUUGGCAUGGAAAUAACCAAAGGCCAAAUAACAUACCAGGACUGAGAUGGUUUUAAUAUAGCUUGUAGGAGGAUCUGUUAAUAUAUUACAUGGAGUAUUGCUCAGGACACUCAGCCAUUAUACAGCAGAUUUACAGAAGAUGGAAUCUUUAGAUGAAGCUCAGGGUUUUAUGAUGCUGUCAAAUAAUAUGUUUUGGCAUUGUGUUAAUAAUGACGUUUCACGUAUUCCUGACAUGGAAAUUAAAAUCUUUCAGGUAAAAAGUAAGUAUUGAGAAUAUUAUUAACUGUAUUUUGCUAAAUAUACUGGGUUUUUAAUAAAGUAAAACCUCCAGUUAA
Messenger RNA from Bombina bombina (fire-bellied toad), 2526 nucleotides. RefSeq names its product endosomal transmembrane epsin interactor 1 (gene ENTREP1). The transcript has 11 exons. Lineage: Eukaryota; Metazoa; Chordata; Amphibia; Anura; Bombinatoridae. The coding region runs from base 314 to 2053 and encodes 579 amino acids. Gene Ontology annotation, cellular component: membrane. The record is from RefSeq and is a predicted model, not a curated record.